Bombina bombina (fire-bellied toad) is the source of this 1894-nucleotide messenger RNA. Its product is annotated as V-type proton ATPase subunit S1-like. The record is from RefSeq and is a predicted model, not a curated record. The coding region runs from base 44 to 1414 and encodes 456 amino acids. The transcript is spliced from 10 exons. Gene Ontology annotation, cellular component: proton-transporting V-type ATPase complex. Lineage: Eukaryota; Metazoa; Chordata; Amphibia; Anura; Bombinatoridae.
UUGGUGCUUGUGAGCAGUAUUUAGUUUUCACCUUCUUGCAGACAUGCUACUAAAUCUGGCUUUUUGUCUCUCCAUUUUAUUUAACAUUUUUCCAAAAGUAAUUGCUGUAAAUCAUGUACCUGCACUGCUGUGGUCAACUCAGAGCUCAAUGUGGGAAUCCACACCAGCUAUAAUUGAUGGUCACAUAACUUCGGAUCAUGAACUGCGGAUGUUGCUGCAAACAGCAAUUACACGGGAGCCCAAGAAUGUUGUUAUGUUUCUCCAGGACACACUUAGUAUGGAGGACUUCACAUACUUCAGUGCAGACUCUGGAAGUGACAACCCAAUGCAUAUUAUACAGGACAUUAUGAAUUCCUCCCCAUCAUCUCUAGUUUUACCAGCAGUGCAACCGAAGACCAUAGAAAACCUCCCCAGUUACAUCAAUUCCUUGGGAGAUUGGAACGUAAUACAAAUUGACAGCGGCAAAGUUUCACAUCUAGAGGUAGAGCGGUCAAAACCCAACUUAAUUCUAGUGACUCUCCAACCAAUUCAAAGAUCCAAUGAAAUGUCCGCAGCUACGACUUUCUCUGAAAAUUAUAAACAAAUCUUACAAAUCACAAAGGAACUGUCAGAAGGAGGAGUAGAAUAUACAGCAAUCUACACUGGAAAAAGACCAUCUAAAGUUUUUGCUCAUGUUGAUCUGGUACCAAAAAUAGGACGACAACUUUUGGCCACAGAAACUGCUGUUCCAUAUCCUCCUCUAAAUGUAUCGGAUAAGACAAAUCCAAACAUGACCAACUGUAUUAUAAUUUAUGCUACAAAAAUCCGUUUAAUUGCGAAUACCUCUCAGGAAUUUGACUUAACCAACAGGACAUUUGGAGCUACAAAUGUAAACACCUCGUUAUCAAGAUGUUUUUCCAACUAUUCAGUAUUGUCUUUAAUUUAUUCAUCACCCGGACAUGAUCUUGAAAGCUUGGAAAUAAGAUUUAUGAUGACCAACAAGUUUUACUCUGGAUCUGCUAGAAAUUGGUUUAAAUUGGAGUCUGUUGACAUAAUCUAUAACAAUAAAACAGCUACAUUUGUCAGUACUUAUGGUUCAUCACCAGCAGAGUAUUCAUAUCAUUGCCAGAAAAUUGGAACAAGUGAAUUAUAUGGAGAAACAUUAGUCCCAGAUGUAUCUACUCCUGAUGCAAAAAACUGGGAUAUUUUUAUUUCUGAAUUUCAAAUACAAGGAUUCAAUAUUAAGGACGGCAUCUUUUCUUAUGCCAGUGACUGCACUGGCUUUUUUUCUGCUGGAAUAUGGAUGGGUCUUGUAUCCUCAUUAGUUUUAUUAUGGAUCCUGGCAUAUGGAGUUUUCAUGAUUAUGCAACUAACAACAAAUGAUAAAUUUGAUGAUCCAAAAGGUCCAGCCUUAUCUGUUCCUCAAACAGAAUAAUAUCUCUACUGAAGUUGCACUGCCACAUAGUAUAGAACUGUAGUUACAGCUGUUUUAGGCUAAAGCAUCUAAAAACAAUGUCCAAGCAUUACUUAUUGGGAAAAAAAGACAAGUGUUUAGUUCUCACAGGGUUCUUUUUAAUGUGUAAAAAUGUUAAAUAAUUAAUAUAAUUUUUAUAGCAUGAUAUUUAAUUUAAAAAAGUGGAUGGAAACUGGGAAUGUCAUGACUAGUUUGGUUUCAUUUACUGAUCCUACUAAUUUAGUGGCGAUUUUUUGAAAAAAAAUGAACCUUACUAUUUAGUUGUUAUCUGUGGCUUUUUAUAAAUUGUAAUAAUGUUUUUUUUUUUUUCCCAUAAGAAAACAUUGUUUCCUAUGAUUUUUAUUUGAAACCCUAUUUGUUGUAAACUUAUCAAAAGUGUAAUCGGAUUUAUUCUUUAAGAAAUAUUGUAAGUGAAUAAACUUAAUAAACUCAUAGAAAAGA